CGCCCAAAUGUCAGAUUUCCCUGUUGUCAUCUGUGAAUUUGGUCUGCGCGAUCGAUAACACGAAUUGGCUAUUCGAAGUUACAGAGGUUGAAUACUUAUUGAGCCGUGUAUGGAUAGAUAGUUAACGUCGGUGCUUCAAGUAGCAUAAUUUUCAUUGUAAAGUGGUGAAAUGGAUACGAGCGGGGCGUACGGCGGCGGCAAGGCUGGGGGAGCCUUCGAUCCCCAGCAAUUCAUCCAGAGACCACCCGUGAUCGUGAGGGCGGUCUGUUGGCUAUUCAGCGUGAUUGUAAUGGGCUGCAUAUCAGCCAAGGGCUGGCGCACGGCAGACGACGGCAAAGAAUAUUGCGUCUACAACAACGACACGAAUGCCUGCAACUAUGGCGUCGGCAUCUCCGUCAUCGCUUUCGUAGCCUCCAUAGGUUUCAUCGCGGGAGAAUACCUCUUUGAACAAAUGUCAUCUGUCAAAACUAGGAAGCAUUACGUACUGGCUGAUAUGGGAUUCUCUGCGUUCUGGGCGUUCCUGUACUUCGUGGGUUUCUGCUACCUGUCUAACGCGUGGGGCAAGACUGACAACCCUCCCGUCGGCACAGCUAACAACAUGCAGGGUGCUAUUGCCUUCUGCUUCUUCUCCAUCUUUGCUUGGGUGGCGUGCGCGUUCUUCGCGUUCCAGCGGUUCCGUGUAGGCGCUGACGCAGCGUUCGCGCCGGCAUACGAGGUGGAGGGCGCAGUGGGCAGCCCCGGCGCCUUCCCCGCCUACCCCGCCGCGCCCGACCCCGAGCCCGCCUACAGCGAGCCGCCCUUCUCGCAGAACCAUGGCACAGGAAACAUCGACUACACGGCCCCAACUUACUAAGCUGUUUCGCGGCAUCGGAAUGGUUGAUUUUAUCAAGUUUUAUUUGCAAGCUCACGUAACGACGGGGACGUAACAAUGAUUUAUUGUUACUCGGAUCACACCUACAAUACAAAUGCUACCAAAAAUCGACUAAAUGCAUCCUUCAAACGAUUCAGACCAGUCGAUUUAAAUCGAUAAAAACCAGUGUUACCAACAAAAAAACCAAAGAUCUACCAAACAAAUCCGAACAUACAAAAAGUAUGUAAAUACUUAAUUGAUUAUUAUUAAUUGUUGAGUGAUAGCUAAUCAUGUCCAUUUAUUUUAGUGAAGCUUAUUUUUUUAUUUAUUUACUAAGUGUAGCCAUAAUCAGUCAUUACAUUAAAAUUAUACCAAAGUUCAUGUACAUUGUAAUCAGAUGAUAUAAACAUAAAUAUUAUAUAUAUUCAAGUAUAUGAAAACGUGUAUCGCUUCACAGUACCUGCUUGUAGGUAUAUUCGACAAUAUUCACGUAUAUAAUGUAAUAUAACAUCAUAUAUUAUAUGUAAAUAACAAUGUAUUCUAAACAAAUAUUAAAAUACUAUACCUACAUAUUGUAGAUGGGUCUCAGACGACUGUUUGAAAUUGAGGCUGCAUAUGUUAUUUCGAAAAAUACCUACCUGAAAAACUGAAUAUAUGCCCCUUAAUUGUUUCAAGUAAAUAAAGGUUCUUACAAUAUACAAAGUGCUGCCAUCUAGUCGUUUGAGACCGCAAACCCCCUUUGUGUGAUAUUUAUUUUUUAAAUUACUUCUCCACUAUCAUCGUGCCAUGUCUUUGAGCUAUAUUGAAAGUUUAUUUUUUUAAUAAAAAUGUUAUUUUGUCCUAAUCAGAAUGUUUCAAAAUCAUACCUCAUUUUAGCUAUGUCGUAUAGGAUAAUACAAUAUUAUGAUGUAUUUAAGAGCAAACCCUGAAGAUAGAGUGGUUACUUAGAAAAAUAGAUAAAUAAAUAUUAUAUAUCCAGUACUUCUUUAGGAAUCCUGCAAUUAUAUGCAGUCAGUCAGUGCUUUUGAUCAUAAAUCGAACUUAUCAAAAAUAAAACUUUUAUUUUUAUUUACAUUACGUUCAUUCAUGUUAAAUUAUUUAUCAAAGCAACCACUCUGUUUAAUGUACAAUAUAACCAGUAACCAAGCUUGAAUAAUAAUAUAUUGAAAAAAAAUCUUAAAACUAGGACGAAAUAUUAAUUACAUUAGUUAAUAUUUACUCGUAAACAGCAUAUCGUCAUUAUUUAAUUUAAUAUGUAACGCGCUACUGCAACACUUUAGGGUUGGACCACAUCUGGCAGCACGGAAUCGCCCUUUUCCAUCGCCCUUUUUCUUUCUGUCGCUUAGAACUGCUAUUUGAUAGACCGAGACAGAAAGCAUAAUGCGAUAGCACCCGACGGAAUUCUCGAGGCGAUCGCCAUCACUUAAUCUGUCUCGGUCUAGCAAAUUGAAGUUCUAAGUGACAGAAAGAGAAAAGGCGACGGAAAAAGGCGAUUCCGUGCUGCCAGGUGUGGUCCAACCCUUACGCGAAACAUGUUGUCUGUAACAUGUUGCGUUACAUAAUGUUGUUUCUUGUUCGGUACAUGUAUUGUUACUAUUUAGAUAUUAAAUGCUUCUGAAGUGCGUAGUUUUAGUAACCCUUGGGAUAUGUCUUGGCAGAUAUUGGAAAAAGGAAUCACUUAAUACAACUUAUUAAAUGUUUUUUGUCUUCAGUGUGAACUACUGUUGUAUGGGCCCGUUGUGUCCAGAUUGUGUGCUGUUUUGUAGAAAUGAAAUAAUAUACCUGAUUGCUAUGAAAAUAUUUUCAAGAUUUUAAGGUUUAACAUCACUCUAUGUGUGUAUUACUGUAUUCUGAAUAUCUACAAUGACAUAGUCUAAGAAUUUGUAAAAUUUAAUCUCAAUAACUCCUAAGAAGUGUUACUGUCUCGUCUAAGAUAGUGUAUAUUUGUCUCUCAAUACCCACAAAAUGUACCUUAUGGAUCUAAUACAUUCAGUAUUAAUAAAUAGUUAAAUAUUAUAUCUAUGACUUAAGCGCUUUACCCAAAUCAUAGUAUUUUUUUAAUAUAAAAAAAUAUAUUCUAGGUAAUGCUCUUAUUAGAAUACUUACAUUUAAUUUCUGGGCACAUUUUUAUUAUUACUCUCGCGUAGUUUUAUUAGUCUUACUGUAAUAAGCUGUCGAUGUAAUUUGAGCUCUAUUGAAGUGCUGUUAAGGUCUAAAAUUGAGUACAAAACAGUUGACCCCAGGGUAAAUAAUUGAAAUGUGUCCUGUUAGGACUUGGAAAAGUCGGCUUGCUGAUAGUUUGAUGUUUAAUGGAAAAGUUAUAAGUGUGUUUGUUGUACUCACUAUGUAUAGGAAAGUACAUUCUGUGUAUAAAUAAAAAUAUAUGUUAGUUGGACAAGAUAAAUGUUAAAUCCUUACAAAACUGACACCUUGAAAAUAUAUAUAUCAAAAUAUUUUUCUGUUUAACGCGUGUUUGUAUCGUGCGAAAACGAAUUUCGCAUUCUAAUCAUAGGAUAUAUAACGUGUGCAAUAAUGGUUCUAAACUUUAUUAUUUCAAGUAUAUAAAUGAAUAUUACCUAACUGUAUAAAUAGCGUGAUAUUAAUGUGUGUUGGCUUAAAUCGUCAGCAAGCCUGUAGAUGUCUUUAUCACUUCCAUAGCUUGCACUAUUGUUUAUAAAAUCUUAGCAAUAAUGAGUAUUCAGAUGCAUUCAUUACUCAAAAAUGUAUUUAUUCACGGUUAAUGUUGCCAGCACAUCGAUUUUUUAAGCUUGCAAGCUUUACUGAGUAAAGAGUACAUCUGAAUUGUGUGAAAUUCAUAUCAGUCUUAUGUGUUAGGGGCAUCGUCGUAAUAUAUAUAAAAAUCAUUUCGAUGAAAGUACUCAUUAUAUAUUUAGGUAAAUAUUUAAAUGAUGCAAUGAUAAAUCAAAUCGUUUUUGUGCAUAUAGGUACCAACAAUUCCUAUAAUUGCCUACAUUCCAUUGCAAUCUCUAUAACUUAUCGUAUAUUUUUUUAAACUUAUAGGUACCUACGUUUAUUUGAUACCCUAUUGAAUACCCUUCAGAGAUAAAUAUUUUGACAUGGUAUCAGAACUUGUCCUUACCAUGGACUGAUGACCUGAUGCUGGUAGACGAGGAAAAUCAAGUCAGCAGAACUCAUAAAUAAAAUCAGAAUUCGAAGAAAAUAAAUAUUACGGGUUUUCUCAGAUUUAAAAUUAGAUAUAAUUCUUUAAAUUGCCACCUUACAAAUUUUUUUUUCAUAUGCCCUUCAUGCACAUGAUUGAUAAAAAAGUAAAUCUAACGAAAAUUAAACUAUUGUUACUUUGUUUUCGUAAUCACUAAAAUGUAAACAUUGAUCUGUACACUAUAUUAUGUAGUUAUUAUUAGCCGUAGACAUGUACCUUGUAUGUUGGUUAGUAUGUUCUGACGAUAAUAAAAAAAUCUAAUAAACAGUAAAAAAAUAUUGUAAUAAGUGUUGAGUAUUUUAAUGCUAAAGUCGUUCAGUAUUCGGUAAAUACCUACCUACUUAAUGUUAAGACGAGUGUAUAAAAAAUUAAAAGAGGUUUUAUUUAAUUCCUAUUUAUUUUUGUAUUUGUUUUAUCUUAUUGUACUUAUUUAAGUAAUCAAAGACACGCUUUCUGUGAAAUGGGAUGCAGUGCAACAUUUUCUCUUUAUUACUACCAAAUGAUUUCCUUGUCGUAAGUUGGCAACACACGAAAAAAGACCGCGUAAUUUAAAGUAAGAAUGUUAAGCGUAGGGUAAACCUUCAUUAAAUGUGUCCAACGCAAAGUGUCACCAAUAUUCAGUUCUAUCUAAUUUAUUCAGGUCAUCAGUCAGCAUCUGCAUCUCAUAUCUCGGAAUAAAUUAAAGACAUUUUUGUGUAUUUAUUUUUAUCGGCUUUUCAGCCGACUGUUUGUUGUUUUGCACAUUUUGAAUGUAAUUAUCGAAUUGGGUAUCAAGUGUAACCUUUGUCUGUUUCAUAACGAUCCUAAUGGCAGUAGGUACUUAAGUUUUAAAAAACCACAUGCCUAAAUCCUGUCAUGCUCCAAAUCGUCAUUACAAUACCUGUGAUCGCCCAUGACUCGUAAGAUUAGCGUGUGAUUUUGAUAACAUAGUGCGGAAUUUACGCUUAUCAAAAACAGUGACCUGAUUUCUGUUGAUAAGCUUAUAGACGACACGCGACAUAUUUUCAUUGCGAGUGUGUCUGUAUGCCAUAAUGUGAGUCACCACGGCAUCGUAUGAUUUUUGACCGGGUUUUCUAAUCCGCCAGCAGAUCACUGAUAUUGAUUUUUAAUGAUGCUCCUUGGUGUUAAUAAUGCUACUUUAAGUAGACUUGAGUUAGGUUCUCAUAUAAGUUUCAUAGUACAUAAUAUAAAGGUACAACCUCCUAAGCCAAGAAUAUAAUAAAUAGGUGAAUGGAACCGGUGUUGUUUCGGAAAAUCGAUUAAUGUUCUACGUGUUUUCAAUACAAUAUUACACUGUAGCGUUAAAUUGUACCCCAAACGCACAAACCUGGGUGUAUCCAAUUCGAUGAUUAUAUUCGACGUGCACCUCAUGUGUAUCGUGUUUAGAUGUUCGAUAAUAAUGUGCAAAUGAAAUAAUGGUAAAUAAAAAUUAAUUGGAAUAAUAGAUAUUGUGGA
This is a messenger RNA of Helicoverpa armigera (cotton bollworm), 5486 nucleotides long. RefSeq names its product synaptogyrin (gene Syngr). Gene Ontology annotation, cellular component: neuromuscular junction; synaptic vesicle membrane. Lineage: Eukaryota; Metazoa; Arthropoda; Insecta; Lepidoptera; Noctuidae. The record is from RefSeq and is a predicted model, not a curated record. The coding region runs from base 170 to 853 and encodes 227 amino acids. The transcript is spliced from 5 exons.